Molecule: messenger RNA, 2672 nt
Organism: Ooceraea biroi (clonal raider ant)
Lineage: Eukaryota; Metazoa; Arthropoda; Insecta; Hymenoptera; Formicidae
Gene: DNaseII
Product: deoxyribonuclease II
Biological process (GO): apoptotic DNA fragmentation
Molecular function (GO): deoxyribonuclease II activity
Source: RefSeq, a predicted model, not a curated record
CGUGAAUGAACAUGGGAAAUAAGAAAAGGAAAACUCGCAAAUUUUAUUGCUGUUAUUUAUUUAAUUGUUACGAUGAUUUUUAUCACGUGCUUGUAUUUUGAAGAAUCUUUUACUUUCGAUGCUUUUAUGUAGUUUUUGCAUGCGAAAUAUCGUGUAUGAGAGCGUAUUUUAACAAUUGCGCUGCUUCGUACGCCACACAAUUAAGGAUAGUUGCAUGAAGUUGGCUAACAUCGCAGCAGUCGAGCGCUCGAACGUGGUAUAUCGACUUCGGUUUCGCGCUAUAAAAUUCAAAGUGGUCAUCCUUUCUAUUUGUUUUCCGUUCCUUGAUUUAUUUACUAAAAGUUUGACGAUAAUUUUUGUUAAAGUUGCUUUCAGUUAAAAAAAGAGGAUUGAAAGGAACGUAUAAUAGAUAGACAUGACUUCUUUUAUUUUUUCUGAUAAACAAUGAAGUAAAAUAUUAAUAAAUUAGGGUGAAGUUUUAACUCAUAAAAAUAUAUUUCAUUUCAAAAUAUUAAAAGAAAUAUGCAUGUAAUAAGUACAAAAUGCAAAAGAGGAAUAAAUUGGUCUUGUAUGCUAUUUUCUUUUUAUUUCUUUAGAAAUAAAAAAUCUCUUCUCGCUUUACUUUUGAAGAGUGAUCAAUACUAUAAACAUUUAUUUUGUUUCUAUCAUCUUUGAAUAAAUUUAAUGAAGAUUAUAUCGCAUUAAGUACAGAUCAUUUGUUACGAAAAGACUUCGCGUUACAUCUCGGAUUGUACAACAUAUCAUCUGAAUGCAUCAUGCUCAUGGGGAGCACUGCAUGUGACGUCAUCAGUAAUCCUGCGAGCGCUAUUCUUCCCGUGGUUUUUGCCUUUCUUACGUCAUGCAACGAAUGUAUAUUCUACAAUAAUGUAUCGAUGUCAUCAGCCGAAGAGCUAGAUCGUAGGAAAAGGUCGCAGAAUGAACUUGAGUAAAAAUGUGACAUACGCUUAAAUGAACUGAAAAUAAUAUUACUGGGCUGCUUAUCGAACCGAUUCCUGUAGCCUUGUAUUUUGACGUAAUCAGUUCAAUAACAAUAUAUAAAUGCAGCAGUGCGUACUUAUUGUCACUUUACGCCUCUUAUGAUCAACUGCUUAUUGAACUAGCAGUGGUCAUUCUACUUACGAUUUUUCUUGAUUUGGAAUAUCAAUAAGCUUGGAAAUGUUUUCGUUAUUAUGUGUGAGCAUUUUGUUGCUCGCAUGUGACACAGUAAAUACGGCUGCUCCUCGGUGCAGAGAUGAAAACAAUCGAGUAGUUGAUUGGUAUGUACUUUAUAAAUUACCGAAGGUAUCGCAUAGUAGCAAUCCUACAAUUAAAAGUGGAUUAGCGUAUCUGUAUAUGACGAACAAUACUGUUGACAAAGGUUGGCAAUUAUCAGCGAAAAAUAUUAGCGCAAAGAAUUCUAUGCCGGGAAAUACAUUGACACCUUUAUAUAAUGACUCAGAAGCAGAAAAACUUUUCUGGCUUUUAUAUAACGAUGAUCCGCCUAAUAGACCCAGCAGCGGAAAAUACGGUCAUGCAAAGGGUGUUUUGAUGGCGAACCAACGGCAAGGUUUCUGGCUAAUACACAGUGUCCCAAAUUAUCCACCCGUGCCUAACACUGGCAAUGAUACAAGACCGGAACGAUUUGUGGACGAAGAUCCAGGAAAUUCAUCUGGGUACGGCUAUCCACCGUCUGGAGAGCAUUAUGGACAGAGUUUCCUGUGCAUCUCGAUGGACAACGAUCAGUUCGACUUGGUCGGGCAACAAAUGAUGUACAAUCAGAUAAUAAUAUACCGAAGGAACAUCCUUAACACGUUCGCCGCGAAGUUCCCGGUGCUUACAAAGGCGGCCAAACAGAAGCGUAUCAGACAUGCGCCCUUCACUAGUAAAGUAACGUUGAAAUCAUCAGGCUCCACCACAUUCCUGUCAUUUGCCAAAAGCGAUAAGUGGCAGAAAGACUUGUACGAUCAAUUUGUUGCAUCGACGUUGCAAGCUGAUUUAUUUGCGGAAACAUGGUUGAAUGGGCGAGGAAGGUUGCCAUCAGAUUGCGCGCGCGUAAAAGUCUACAAUGUGCAAUCCAUAUAUUUGAAAGGGGUUGAUGUUGAUUUCAAGAGCAGUCGCGAUCAUUCCAAGUGGGCAGUGUCUGUCGAAGGAAAACAGAAUAAAACUUGGACCUGUAUUGGUGAUAUUAAUCGAGCGGAUACACAGUACAUACGAGGUGGCGGAACUGUUUGUUUCAACAAUCGGAAAGUCUGGGAAAACUAUCGACAUGCUGUGAACGAUGCGGAACCAUGUCCCAGGCGUUUCGGUGCAGUGCAAGUUUAGUGCUUUUAUCAACAAUUUAGUUGAUAGAGUUUGUUAGUUAAGAGAUCUAAUUGCAAUAAUACAUAACAAUAAUAAUUACUCUCGCUGCGCAUAGUAGCGCACACAUACAUGUGUAUUCAACAUGUACACGUAAUUUCGUUAUUCAAAUAAUGUGUAAAGUCAGGAAAAUAUUAUUUGACAUUUAAUAAUGAACAUAUUCUACAAAAUAAUAUUUUCUCGUAGAGAAGUAGUUGCAUAUUAUGUAUACAAUAUAUUUUAAUUUUAUGUAUACAAUAUAUUGGCAAUGCUGAUGUGAAGAUACGCAUGUUUUAAUGCAACAUAGAACCUUGGUAGAAUAUAUUACUCGUAAA